Pelobates cultripes (western spadefoot toad) is the source of this 3455-nucleotide messenger RNA. The record is from the annotation of a GenBank genome assembly. Lineage: Eukaryota; Metazoa; Chordata; Amphibia; Anura; Pelobatidae.
AUGGGGUAAGUAGAUUGCAUUGCAUGCUUGCUAUGGCAUUACAUGUCAUUCUGUUUCCAGUGACUGUGAUUCUAUGUGAUGUCAGUUAAAUGCAACAGACAGUGAUCUCACACGGGUGAAGAUGUCUGCUAUCAAAGUGAUAGUGUGCGUGCACUGCCCCUCUCAAUGCUUGCUGCCUGCUCUCUAGAAAAGGUAAGAUCUCCAAAGCAUGGCUUUUGCAAUAACAUUUACAGUUUGGAACAUAGACUGCAGACACAUAGAUUGUUGCGAUGUACAAACAAGUCCUACCUAGGCUGUUACUCUGUGUGUGCUGUGUUUAAUGAGCAUUAAUCUGCUACCCCUAGUGCCAUUGUCCCUGGGUGUUCAUUUCAAUGUUAAUAGGUAGUUUGGGCAUAGAAAGUCACUUAUUAAACUGAUUUCUCUCCUGGCUUGUUUGUGGAAUGUAGCACUGGGACACACUGAAGAUUUGGCUGUAGCGCUCUCCUCUCAUCCCAUCAAGUUCCUACCAGCAUGGCAAGCUCUGCAUCUUUCGAGCCACUGAAGUCCCCCUGCCAAAGGCUGGAUGCAAGAAAUGGGGUUUCCUCCACCCCAAAGACCUUGGCUUUUUCCAUUGAAAGAAUUAUGGCAAAGACUUCAGAUCCCAAACCUACUUUCUUUGAACCAAACCCCCAGCCCAUGGAGGCAGAAGCUAAAAAAAUCUUAAAUCUUUGCUCACCUAUUCCAUGCAUGAUCCCCAUCCAAUCUUUGAAUUAUGAUGUGCACUCCAAAACUCUCCUGAAUUAUUCGGAGAUGUGGAAGAACAGUUUAAGGGGGGCUGUGUGCAGUUCCACUGGUUUGUGCAAAUCGAACUGUGGCAUUUGUUGUAAAAAUGAUUUAAAUAUGGGGAACUCUGUUCUUUCAACAAGCAGGGUCAUCAAACCGCAAGUGAUCAAUCAGACUGUUGGGGUACCAAGUAAUGGAUCUUUAUAUUAUUUCAAUUACCUGGAGUCUUCCUAUCACCAUACGGACAUUCUGAACGGACAGUUAAUUCCAUCUAGCAUUUUAAAUGCACAGUCUCCAUCUACCCUCUCUGCUCAUCAGAAAUUGUUCCUGCUAGAAAAUGCUAAACUGAGUUUGGCUGCAGAGAAAUUCCCCAAUCCUCAGUACCCCCAUAAGGAAAGGCUUCCUGGACACUUGGACCAAGUGAUGAAAGAGAAUACAGCAUUAUCAGUGGAGAGAAAUUUAAAAAACAGCAGCAAACUGAAUCCCAGCACAGUAGAUGGAAAACCCAAAAUCUUCACUUGCGAAAUAUGUGGAAAGGUAAAAAUAUAUAUAUAUUUAUCCAAUAUUUAAUGUAAAUGAAAUGAAGAAUAGCAAAUUAGAAAUGUAUAUUCCUAUUUAAAUAAUUCAUAUUCAUUAAUAACAAAUAGCAUUAUUUAAAUUACAAUGGAUUGAGACGAUUAUAAAUUAUCGUAUUUAAUUAAAAGAUAGACAUUUAUCGUUUAUUAAAUAGAGAUAUUUAAAUUAUUUUUAAUAAAAUGUUUUCAAAAUCGCAUGUCCCUUUGUAAGAUUUAGUUUAAUUAUAAAUUUAGAAAUAACUAUAAAAUAAAUAACAUUGUUUUCCUAAGCGCUGAAUGAAACAAUUAAUUUUAAUACAUAUAUUUUUUUUCCCAAUCAGGUUUUUAAUGCGCAUUAUAAUUUAACCAGACAUAUGCCAGUUCACACAGGAGCCAGGCCGUUUGUCUGUAAAGUUUGUGGUAAAGGCUUCAGACAAGCCAGUACACUUUGCAGACACAAGAUCAUUCAUACACAGGUAAACAAUUAAACAUUCAUUUAUUUGAACAUUGUUGAUUUUUUUUUUUUUAUUGAGAUUAUUACUCAGAUGCAUAUAUGCAAAACCUCAUAACUUAAAUAUAUUUAACAUAGUGUGUAUCGUAUUUAUUUUUUUUUUUAGGAAAAACCCCACAAAUGUAAUCAGUGUGGAAAAGCAUUUAACAGAAGUUCCACCUUAAAUACUCACAUAAGGAUUCAUGCAGGUUAUAAGCCAUUUGUAUGCGAGUUUUGUGGCAAAGGAUUUCAUCAAAAAGGUAAUUUGUAACAAUAUCUGCUGUACAAAAUAUUUUACUACUAAUUGAAAAUAUCUGCAUUACUUAGAAAAUCUAUUUUAUUUCAAUUCGUUUCUAAAAUUAAGAUUUAACAAAUUAAACUUUUAUAUUCUAAAAUGCUGCAAAUUCGCAAUUUCUAGAUUUGUGUUAUUUUAAGUUAAACCUUUAUUUUUUUUUUUUUAAAGAAAACAAACUGUUUUUCAUGUUUUACAAUAGAAACUGACCUUGUAUACAUUAAAAUAAUAAAUUGCAGUUCUGUGAUGCAAAUAAGAAUCCGUUUAAUUCCAACUGUUCACUGUGUGUGUGUGUGUAUUAUUUUUUAUUAGAUAUAUACAAAUAAAUAACACACACACUUGUGUUUUCUUUAAUGUAUUUUUUUCAAGCAACAAUUUAUCAAAUUUCCAUCACGUUUUAAACAGCAAUCCCAGGGAUUAAAAAGUUCAAAUCAACUUGUAGCUUUCAAUUAUUUUGCAUGAAUGAAUUAAAGACAUUUUUUCCCUGACAGUAUUAACUAUAUUACUGUGUAUGAGGAUGUGCCAUUUUUAGGUAGAUUUGUUCUCAUUUUUCCGGGUCACAAAACUGGCCUUCCUAUAAUUUUUUAAUUUGUCAGUUGUAUGUUCAAUUAGCUUGAUCCAAAAGAAGUUUGACAAGUUCGGAUUUCAACUUGUAGAUCCCAUCUUAAUGAAGACUUGCAUCAAACUAAAUUUCUGUCUUUUUUUUAAUUUGAAGUGGAUUUUAUGUUUGAUAUAUAUUUUUAUUUUUAUUUUUUUUUUUACACAAGUAUGUUUUUCUAAUUUCUUUUUUUUUUUCUAACUGUAGGUAAUUAUAAAAACCACAAAUUGACUCACAGUGGAGAAAAACAAUAUAAAUGCACAAUUUGCAAUAAAGCAUUUCACCAGAUUUAUAAUUUAACUUUCCAUAUGCACACACAUAAUGACAAAAAACCAUUUACCUGUGGCACUUGUGGAAAAGGAUUUUGCAGGAACUUUGAUUUGAAAAAGCACGUGCGGAAGCUACAUGACAACGUUUUAACAUCUUGUUCGCUGAAAGAAAUCUCCAGGACUGCACAGAGCUAGGGACCAUUUGUCUACAGAGUGACAACACUGUGACUAUAUACAUCGCGUUCCUUACCGGAUGAUUGGACUAAGAGCACCUGUUUUUCAGAGAUUCUACAAAACGAACGCUGUGAAACAUUUAAAUAUAUUUUGUCUGAUCAGAUAUGGUAAUGUUACCCAAGACAUAAAGAGAUUCAAAUCAAAAAUCGUUUAUAUAAAUAUAUAUUGUGUUUAAUCAAAUCUUUAAAAAAAAAAGUAAAAUACCAGAUGGACUUUAUACAUUUGUAAAAAUUAAGAAUCUAAUGUACAAUUGAUU